UGACGCAAUUGCCACGCCGUCAUCUUUCAAUUCGAGCGUCUAAUCUUUUUUUCGAACGUAAUACCUUGUACUGAUAUGUACUUGACAGACUCGAUCCUUUUUAUUAUAGCCGAAUUCAAGUAUAUGUCAUUACAAAAUUCAAUUAUAUCCAAACAUUAUUUGAUAAAGCUGAAUAAUCGAUAAACAUGUAUCCUUUUAUUUAAUGGAACAAGAUCACAAAAUUUGAUUCAAUUAAGAAAAUACAUAAUGGGGAUAAUAGAAAAAACGAAUGAACAUACAAGUUAUUCCUGCGACAUAGGUGUUAUCACAGAACCAACCAUAGUUAUCAGUGACGUUACAGAAUUAUUAGAAGAACGCAUAAAAUUGCGGAAUAUCAUAAAUAACUGUUUAAAUAUGAUAGGAGCUAGAACUGUUCAACCUAUAAUUAACCCCAGCAUUGCUCUGUAUGUCAAAAGAAAUGAAAAAGUGGAGAAGAUUGAUAAGGAAAUGCAAUCACUAUUAACAAGAACUUCGAAUUGGGACAGAAGUAUUAUCAAACAUAGUCAUCAACAACAAAUGGAUAUCAUUGCUCAAAGAAACAAUUUCCUCUUUCGGAAUAAAAAUAAGAACAGUUUAAGAAAAGAUUUGGAUAUCAAUGAGAGUGUGAUGAUUAGCAGCAGUUCUGAUAUUGAAUUGCUAAACAAGGAAACACAUGCAAUUUUUCAAUACAAUAGAAGAGACUGUCAAGGACAGAAUAUAACUCAUAUAUUUCCAACUGCAAUAAUGAAUAUUGGUAGUAAAGCACCUCAAGUAAUUUAUGCCUCUCGAAGAAAACCAACAAAUCGCGAUAGGAAACGAAAACACGUUUCUCGUCAAACUAUAUUUGGUAUGCAUUGCAAAAAUGAUUCUAUUCGAAAAAACAUAUUUUAGUUACCACACUAAUAUCCAUUUUGUAUGAAUGCAGAGAAGAAAUGUAAUUGUGUAAGAUGAAGAUGAAUAAAAUAAUUCAAUACAUUCUGGAUAUAUUUCAUAGGAUAAAUAAUAAC
Cephus cinctus (wheat stem sawfly) is the source of this 1025-nucleotide messenger RNA. RefSeq lists its product as uncharacterized. NCBI's taxonomy places the organism in Eukaryota, Metazoa, Arthropoda, Insecta, Hymenoptera, Cephidae. The coding region runs from base 247 to 909 and encodes 220 amino acids. The transcript has 3 exons. The record is from RefSeq and is a predicted model, not a curated record.